Dermatophagoides farinae (American house dust mite) is the source of this 670-nucleotide messenger RNA. It is a transcript of the gene mRpS24, whose product is annotated as mitochondrial ribosomal protein S24. NCBI's taxonomy places the organism in Eukaryota, Metazoa, Arthropoda, Arachnida, Sarcoptiformes, Pyroglyphidae. Gene Ontology annotation, cellular component: mitochondrion. The record is from RefSeq and is a predicted model, not a curated record. Gene Ontology annotation, biological process: translation.
AAUCAAAAAUUAAAUCAAAUAUGCCAUGUGAUUGUUGUGAAUUUUAAUUUUUUUCAAUUGUUUGAAAAUAAAUAAGAGAAUCAUGAAUAGAUUUUGUAUUCAAUUGAAAAAUUCUAUUGCUCACAUCAAUUCAACUUUGGUGAAAGAUCCAAAAAUUUUAUCCGGAUCUCCGAUCAUCUUAUAUAAUCCAAGUCGGCAAAAAUGUCAAGCUGGACGUUAUAAGGUUACAUUGAAACGUAACCGUCCUUUAACCUAUGAACAAGCAAAUAAACCUAGCUAUAUUGGUGUUCGGAAAGGUUGGAAUUCAUGGAAUACUAGUUCUUUGCCUGGCGUAUCAUUGACAAGCGAAGUUAGCAUUGAUGAUGCUUUCAUAAGAAAAUUUAUAGCUGGUACAUGGCAUCGCUUAUUUCUAAGCGAAGUGAUAAUCAAACGUCGCGGUAAUAUGAUUCAUAUUGGCGGUAUUGUUAAUCAGGCCAUUCCAGUGCGAAAAUAUUAUUGGCUCAUCGGUUACACGGAAGAGUUAUUGUCUCAUCUAUUAAAAUGUCCGGUCAAGAUUGAUGUUCAAACAACAGCCGAUCGUAAUGCCCUUAUUUAUAAAUACAUUUAGAUUUCAGAUUUUUGUGUAAAUAAAAUCAUAGAUCAAUUAAUAAAAUCUCAAUUUAUUCUUUAA